AUGUCCAAAAUAUUCUCGCUUCAGGGACGAGGGCUCAAGCUCAAUACACGCGCGGAUAUCGAGCCUCACUUGAAGGAUGUCCCGACCACGAUCGAGGAGAUUCAUUUGGGAGGCAACACGAUCGGUGUCGAGGCAGCCCAGACUCUCGCCGAGUUUCUCUCGAAAACGACCGCCUUGAGAGUAGCCGACUUCGCAGACAUCUUCACCGGUCGUCUGAUCAGCGAGAUCCCGCAAGCCCUCUCCGCCAUCUGCGACGCGCUCAUCCCCAAGACCACCCUCAUCGAGAUCGACCUCUCCGACAAUGCCUUCGGUGGGCGCUCUGUCGACCCCAUGGUCCCGUUCCUCACCAACAACCGCGCGUUCCGGAUCCUCAAGCUUAACAACAACGGCCUCGGCCCCGCCGGCGGCGCCAUCGUCGCUAACGCGCUCCUCAAGUCCGCCGAGCUCAGCACCGCCGCUGGCGAGCGCUCCAACCUCCGUACCGUCAUCUGCGGUCGCAACCGCCUUGAGGAUGGUGCGGCGCCCGCGUGGGCUGCCGCGCUCUCCGCGCACGGCGGCCUCACCGAGGUCCGCAUGCCCCAGAACGGCAUCCGCAUGGCGGGCGCUGCUGCUCUCGCGCACGGCCUCGCCGCCUGCGCUGACCUCGAGCACCUCGACCUGCAGGACAACACCUUCGGGGAGGCAGGCUCUGCGGCGAUGGCGACCGCACUCCGCUCGUGGCCAUCCCUCCGCCAUUUGAACCUUUCGGACUGCGUGCUCGCGGACGAGGGGAGUUCGGUGUCGCCUGUGCUGGAGGUGCUCGUUGGCGGCUCGAACCCGAAACUAGAGACGCUCCUACUGCAGAACAACAACCUGGAGACACAGUCAUACGCACUACUUGCAGAGGGCCUCGAAGUGCACCUUCCGGUGCUCAAGAUGCUGGAGGUGCAGUGGAAUGAAAUCGAAGAGGACGAUGAAGGGAUCGCGGCGCUGCUUCGGCUCAUGAAGAAGCGAGGAGGGAAGAUAAUUCUGGAUGAUGAGGAAGAGGAGGAGGAAGAGAAAGAAGAGGAAGAGGAGGCGAAGGCGACCGAAGUGGACAAACUCUCCAAGAAGGAUGCGGCAGACAAGGAAGCAGACGAACUCGCAGACUUGCUCGGCAAGGUCCAGAUCAAGUCAUGA
Messenger RNA from Postia placenta MAD-698-R-SB12, 1158 nucleotides. RefSeq lists its product as hypothetical. Gene Ontology annotation, cellular component: perinuclear region of cytoplasm; cytosol; nucleus. Gene Ontology annotation, molecular function: small GTPase binding; GTPase activator activity. The record is from RefSeq and is a predicted model, not a curated record. Lineage: Eukaryota; Fungi; Basidiomycota; Agaricomycetes; Polyporales; Adustoporiaceae. The coding region runs from base 1 to 1158 and encodes 385 amino acids. Gene Ontology annotation, biological process: activation of GTPase activity; nucleocytoplasmic transport. The transcript is spliced from 2 exons.